AGCCCCUGCGAGCUUGAUCUCUUCGUCGUGUUGAGUUCCUCUGUCACGAAAAUCAUGGCGUCCCCUGCAGCCGCGGCAGCGACGAAGAUGCUUGCCAUAAAGGGCGAUCGCCACCUCUUUUCGGCGUCUGACGACAGCGUGGUGUUGAAGCAAAUCCUCGGCACCCACUCCCCUGACGGCCGCGAUGUCGACGCACGGCCUCUCUUGCGCCUCGUCGAGGACAUACUGCAACGGGCUACCCCGACUGUGAUUGUGACUCCACAGGCUCCGGCGGAGCUCGUGGAGGACAAGGUGCACCAUGUCGAAGUCGUCGCCAUGCUCGAAGCGCUGGCGUAUACCGUCCACAGGAUUUCUUGUGAGAUCUCCUGCAAGUGCUCCGGCAGCGGCGACGCGCACGCGACGACGAUGGCCCUGUUCAACUCGUUGGCGAACUAUACUUGGGACGCGAAGGUUGUGAUCGCGCUGGCCGCGUUCGCUGUGAGCUACGGGGAGUUCUGGCUGACGGCGCAGCUGCACAAGGUCAAUCCGCUGGCGAAAUCGGUGGCGCUGCUGAAGCAGCUGCCGGACAUUCUGGAGCACACCGACGCCCUCAAGCCCCGAUUCGACGCCCUCAGCAACCUCAUCAAGGCGAUGCUGGAUGUCACCAAGUGCAUCAUCCAGUUCAAGGAGCUUCCGUCCGAGUACAUCUCGCCUGACAACCCCGACAUGGACAUGGCCUUGGCGCAUAUCCCCACUGCCGUCUACUGGACCAUCAGGAGCGUGGUGGCUUGUGCUUCCCAGAUCGUUGCCCUCAUAGGCCCUGGCCAUGAGCAUAUCACCUCCACCACCGAAGUGUGGGAGCUCUCAAGUUUAGCCCAUAAAGUCAGAAGCAUUCACGAACACCUCACCAAGCAACUCGAACUCUGCAAUCGACAUAUUGGUGAGAAGAAGCACCUCGAAGCGUACCAGACGCUGGUGCGCCUGUUCGAGACCGUGCACAUUGAUAACAACAAAAUCCUGAGGGCGCUGAUCUAUUCCAAGGACGAUCUGCCGCUCUUUGACGGUGACACGAAGCGAAGAGUCAGCGUCGACGUGCUGAGGAGGAAGAUUGUGAUGCUGUUCAUCUCCGACCUCGACAUCAGCGACGAAGAGCUCCUCGUUCUCAUCCAGAUAUACAACGACACGCACCAGGGGAAGCUGGACAGGCCGUACGAGAUCGUCUGGCUUCCGGUGAUCGAUAGGCACGCACCCUGGACCAACGCCAAGGAGGAGACCUACAACCGCUUUGCUUCCACCAUGCCGUGGUACUCGCUGCACCACCCUUCGCUGCUGGAGCCGGCGGCGGUCAAGUACAUACGGAAUGAGUGGCACUUCGACAAGAGGGCAUUGAUGGUAGUGUUGGACCCGCAAGGGAAGGUCGUGUGUCCUAAUGCCCUCCACAUGAUGUGGAUUUGGGGAAGCCUGGCCUUCCCCUUCACCAGCAACAGGGAGUUGGCCCUGUGGAAGGAAGAAACCUGGCGACUCGAGUUCAUGGUCGACGAUAUCGAUCCUGACAUGCUUGCCUGGGUAAGAGAAGGCCGCCAUGUUUGCUUGUAUGGAGGAGAGGACAUCGAGUGGAUAAGGAGGUUCACGAUGGUGAUGAGGCGCGUGUCGCAGGAAGCGAAGAUCCCGAUCGAGAUGGUGUACGUGGGGAAGAGCAGCCCCAAGGAUCGGGUGAGGAAGGCCAUCUCGGUGAUCGCCAGAGAGAAGCUGAGCGGCUACUGGCAGGACCCGGUGAUGGUGUGGUUCUUCUGGGUGCGCCUGGAGAGCAUGUGGUACUCCAAGAUGCAGCACGGCCGGACGAUCGAGAACGACCCCAUCAUGCUGGAGGUGAUGACGAUGCUGAGCUUCGACGGCAGUGACGAGGGGUGGGCGAUCGUCAGCCGGGGAUCGAUGGAGAUGGUCAAGGCCCACGGGAAGAUGAUCGUGGACUGCCUCAGCCAGUUCGACUCGUGGAAGGGGAAGGUGGAGGAAGACGGGUUCGUCCCCGCGCUUACCGAGGCGCUGCUGCCCUUACACACCCAUGAGCACUGCACCCGCCUCAUCCUCCCGGGCGACACCGGCAGGAUCAAGGAGGAGGUGGUCUGCGCCGAGUGCAAGCGCCCCAUGGAGAAGUUCGUUCUCUACCGCUGCUGCAACAAUUGAGCCGCUCCAUGGAUUCGUGCCAUGGGGCAGCCGCGGCUUCAGUCUUCCGCGACGCAUCUGAGUUCAGUGUCAUCGAGUUGAGUUGUGUCUGUCGUUAACUUGUUGGUUGUGGACAUGUCGUUUUGGCUUUGAAUAAAAUACAUUAUUUAUCUUC
Messenger RNA from Musa acuminata subsp. malaccensis (wild Malaysian banana), 2317 nucleotides. Its product is annotated as protein SIEVE ELEMENT OCCLUSION B. Gene Ontology annotation, biological process: phloem development. NCBI's taxonomy places the organism in Eukaryota, Viridiplantae, Streptophyta, Magnoliopsida, Zingiberales, Musaceae. The record is from RefSeq and is a predicted model, not a curated record.